Molecule: messenger RNA, 687 nt
Organism: Leptosia nina
Lineage: Eukaryota; Metazoa; Arthropoda; Insecta; Lepidoptera; Pieridae
Source: the annotation of a GenBank genome assembly
AUGGAUAUUUACGGGUAUCCGUCAUAUCAGUACAAUCAGUCUGAUGAAUUAGCAAAACAAAUGUUCGCACACCAGGCUCUAGCUUCAACGAUGCACUACCCUAACCCAAGUCAUGGAGUGCCUGGGGUUCAAGUACAAGAAGUUCCUGCAUUGCCAGCUCCUACUGGAACACCGUGGAAUGUCCAAAACCUGCCUUGGAGUUUACAAUCUCCACCGAAUCUCGUUCAUUUCACAGCACAAACAGACAAACCAUUAAUUCAUUGUAAAAGAAAAAGUACAGAUAUAGAACCAGUAAUUCCAGCAAAGCAAUUGAUAACAGAGGAAAAAAUGGCAGCACACUUUAACAGUCUUCACAUAUCAUCAGAUUACACACAACACUCACUAGCAUCUGAAGACGUCAUGGAACUCAGUAUUGAUCCAUCAGUAAUUAGUGAAAAACUUAAAGGUCACAAGAUUGUUAUAUCUGAAGAUGUUAAGAAUAUUAAAGAUGAACCGUUACUGCCUGUGUCACUUAUUGAAAGGAUGCAGAAACCACAAAUGUCAUUAGUAGUGUGGAAGCCCAGAGAUGAAAUAAUUAAAUUAAAAACCUAUGACAAGGACCCAGAUGAAUCUGAAGAAAGAGAAAGCAAGAGUAGGAAUGGUGUUCUUGUCCCCCCGGAAAAUUCUGGAAUGGAUGUUGAAAUGUGA